Cynocephalus volans (Philippine flying lemur) is the source of this 1544-nucleotide messenger RNA. RefSeq names its product MYC binding protein (gene MYCBP). NCBI's taxonomy places the organism in Eukaryota, Metazoa, Chordata, Mammalia, Dermoptera, Cynocephalidae. Gene Ontology annotation, molecular function: transcription coactivator activity. Gene Ontology annotation, biological process: regulation of DNA-templated transcription. The record is from RefSeq and is a predicted model, not a curated record. Gene Ontology annotation, cellular component: nucleus. The transcript has 5 exons. The coding region runs from base 59 to 370 and encodes 103 amino acids.
UGCUCCGAGCCCGCCAGUCACGGUGUCGGGCGCCGGCGACGCCGCUGCCGCUGUCGCUAUGGCCCAUUACAAAGCCGCCGACUCAAAGCGCGAGCAGUUCCGGAGGUACUUGGAGAAGUCGGGGGUGCUGGACACGCUGACCAAGGUGUUGGUAGCCUUAUAUGAAGAACCAGAGAAACCUAAUAGUGCUUUGGAUUUUUUAAAGCAUCACUUAGGAGCUGCUACCCCAGAAAAUCCAGAAAUAGAGGUGCUUCGCCUAGAAUUGGCAGAAAUGAAAGAGAAAUAUGAAGCUAUUGUAGAAGAAAAUAAAAAACUGAAAGCAAAGCUUGCUCAGUAUGAACCACCUCAGGAGGAGAAGCGUGCUGAAUAGGAUUCUUCUCAGUUGAAAAGACACUGAAAAAAUGGUUUUGUAUGACUUGAAUAGUUUGUAUAGUAUAUAAUCUUUUCUGAACAGAUGCUAUAGAACUCUUUUAAUAUGUUUAAUUCACCUAUCACACUUUAACUGUUAUAAACACAUAUACUUAAGAGUCACUAAUAAAAACUUAUUAUAACUUUCUUUGGGUCUUAAAGAAGGAGAAUCCAAAGUAAAUCCUGACAAAAACCUAAACAUAGCCAUCUAAUUCAUUACCUUAGAAGACAUUCUGUUUAUUAGUCUGAUUAGGAAUGAUGGUACUUGGUAUUUUAGCCAAGGAAGUUUAGCAUGUAGCUAUUCCUUGGUUUAGUUCAGGAUAUGAGCACAGGUACAGUAACUCUUUAAAAUGAAGGUGACACUGUUGUUUAUAUUCCCUGUAGGUAGCUGGAGGGAUCUGUAUGACAUAAGAUGCUUUUGCACAGGUUCCCAUGAAUCUUCCACUCUUGUUUAUAUAAGGUGGAACAAAUAUCUCUUCUGUGCCACCACUAUGCCUUAGAUAACUGUGUGUGUGCCAGUUUGAACUCUCACACCACAUUUUCCUUCUAUGCAAUCAUGCUUUAUCUGAUAAUCUUGCCUUGCUUUGCUCUGUGCUUUAGUGGGUCCUAGUCACACACUGGCCUUUCUGUGUUGUUUUUCCAAUUUGCUUAAUAACAGCAGUUACCAUGAUUGUAAUUUAUAUAACUUUAAACAGGAUCACACUGUUCCCCUGCCUUACUUAGUUGCUUAGUUGAGUGCAGAACAGAGGCAAUAUAAAACUCUGGGUUCACGCAUAAGCUGGGAUGAGAAGGGGAAUGAGCCAUCUACGAGUAUUGUGAAAAAUUAUAGUUUGUGGGUAUAAUUAUAUCGUGAUUUUUUCCCUCAAAGUAUUUUUCUAGCCUUGAAUUCAUUUUAUCUUCAUUAUCCCUGUGAAGUUGGUAGGGCAAGUAUGAGGGGAGGUUGGGUGCUGAAUUUUUAGGCCAAAGACUGAUAUUAAUACAAGUUACUAACUGUAGAACCUUGGGCACAUUAGUUAACUGCUCUGAGAUUCACUUUCCUCAUCUGUUAAAUAAGAAGACUAUCUGUGUUGCCUACCUCACAGGGUUGUUGUGAGGGUUAAAUGAGAAUGUAUGUGAAAUACUUGUAAAUGGUAAAU